GGUUGACAUUGUUUCCCUUUAUGUCUGAAUCAUGUCCUUUUUUACUGAAAAGCUUAAUGCCUUAGUUAUGCUAUUUCCCACAAAACGACGACAAAAUGUGGCCGUAGCACUUUCUCAACACCCGAAAAGAAAGAAGCUAAAGCCAUAAAAGUUGGCUAAUCAAGAUCCGAUCAUUUAAACUUUUAACUUUCAAUCUUCCUGUUGGAUUAGCUACCUACUCGUGUUUUAGAAGCCCAUGCCACUUCUUGAUCAAACAUCCACCCGUCUCUUUUUCCUUUCCCUUUCUCUCUAUAGCAGAACAGAGUCUUUGCCCUGUUUCUUUUCACAGGCCACUACUGAAGCACAGCUAUUGGGUUUUCUUUUUUGUUAGGUUUUCUCCCCCGCAUAUUUGACUGCGUUUUUUUCUUUGUAUUCAUUGAUCUAUAUUUCAUUUCCUUUCUCUUUCGAUAUUUACAUUUUUUAAUAACGCAGAAGAUUUUCUGGGUUAUUAUUUGUUGGAGUUAACUCUUACAUGUUUUCUAUUACAAAAAUAAAGCUUUUAUUAUGUUGAUGGAACAAGCACUAGGCUUUGGCCAAACUAGUUGAACUACUACUGGGGAGUGAGUAAAGACUAGGACAAGCCAAGCGUUUAUUGUUACUAGUUAGGACGGUGUAAAAGGCAUCAUCUUUUCCUCCCUCCUUUAUGACGUGUGGGCGUUAUGGAAUAAAGAAUCUUAUACUUAUUUUCUUCCAUUUAAAUUAAAACUCAGUUGCUAUUCCGUUUUAUGAGAUCAGAAUUCAUCAGAUGUUAUUCUGUCUUCUUCUGAAAGUUUGUAGCAGUUUGUUGAAUCAUGCUUCUUCCGUUGAUUUAACUUUGUAAAUUGCGUGAACAAGUCUAAACCUUUACUGCUUUUUAUACGAAUGCAAGUUAACUCUCGAGGAAUCGAUCCAUAAGGAAAAGGCUAGUUAAUGGUGAUUUUGAUGUCAACAGAUCUGAUGGAAUAAAAUGAAACCUGGUGGGUGGGUCUUCUCAGGCGUGGUGUCCCAGGCCUCAUCCGUGCAUGUGAUUUUGCAGCACUAUCUUCUGUUCCCCUAAUUUUUUUUCCAUUAUAGCAUCUAAUACCAGGUCCAGGCACUUCGCAAUGUUCAUCUCAUGUCAAUGACAUUGCUGCAGCUGUAAUUCACUGCUGAUUCUUGUGAUCCAGGCAUGCAUGCUCUGUUAGCGGCUUGACUUGCAGUCUUGAAGGUGUUAUCUUUGACUGUAACUGUCUGGUUAUUUUUGGGUGGGGAGGAACUGGAAGCAUAUUUUCUCUGCAAAUUUCUUUCACUGCUAAGUUGAAUAGGUCCCAAAUCUUACGCAACGUAAUGCUGGUUGACCUAGGUUGUUAGAUUCUAGUAUUAGUCACAAUGUUUAGUAGAUGGAGCAGUUCACAUCACAACAAGGAGAAUGAUUCUUUGCAGCAAGAAUCCAAGAUCAAGGAGCUUCGAGCUGCAAUCGGACCACUGUCUGGUCGAAGUUUGAAAUAUUGUACUGAUGCCUGCUUGAGGAGAUACUUGGAGGCAAGAAACUGGAAUGCUGAUAAAUCGAAGAAAAUGCUGGAAGAGACCCUAAAAUGGAGAUCCACCUAUAAGCCUGAGGAAAUACGUUGGCACAAAGUUGCAGUGGAAGGCGAGACUGGAAAAGUAUACAGGGCAAGCUUUCAUGACCGACAUGGUAGAACAGUUCUUAUACUGCGACCAGGAAAGCAGAACACCACAUCGUUGGACAAUCAGCUUCGCCAUUUGGUGUAUCUGAUAGAGAAUGCAAUCCUAAACCUUCCAGAGACCCAAGAACAGAUGGCAUGGUUGAUAGACUUUACUGGGUGGACAUUGAGCACGAGCGUGCCCAUCAAGUCGGCUCGCGACACUAUUAAUCUAUUACAAAACCACUACCCCGAGAGGUUGGUUAUAGCAUUUCUCUACAAUCCCCCAAGAAUUUUUGAAGCAUUCUGGAAGAUUGUUAAGUACUUCAUGGAUGCAAAAACCUUCCAAAAGGUGAAGUUUGUGUACCCUAAGAAUACAGAGAGCGUGGAGCUGAUGAGAUCGUAUUUUGACGAGGAAAAUCUACCGACCGAAUUUGGAGGAAAGGCUGUAUUGGAGUACAACCAUGAAGAAUUCUCGAAACAGAUGAACCAGGAUGAUAUCAAGUCUGCCAAUUUGUGGGGAUUUGAUGAUAAACUCCAAUGUAUUGGCAACGGGCACUCUGGAUCCGAUGUUGCUCCAGAGCCAGUCUGCCUUGCACCAUCAGCCAGUUGAUCUACCUGCCUUAUGCCAAUUAUGUAGGAAUAAAAUUCAUAUAUACAUAUCUAUAUUGUCUAUGCAACUGAAGAGUGAGCUGCAGGUAGGAAGCAGUGAAAUGUCCUUUUUGACUAACAGGGGCUACCCCUGCGAGUGAUGCAUGGGGAUUAUUUUCUGUCAUUCCCCCGAUGAUGUACGGUACCUGCCACCGCCUUUACCCUCCUAUAUCUAGUAAAGAGAAACAUGCAUGUGAGAUGCCUACAAGGAAGUUGCCAAAUCCAAACCUAACACGUAAAACAUAGUAAGAUUUUGUGAAUUUGAUUCUUUCCCAAAAAAGCAUGAAAUUCUGCUACAAGAAGAAAAACGAGCCACUACAAAGUAAGCCCACAGCAGGUUGGAGAUGCAAAUAAGCUUUGAUGGCUGAAGUUUAGGGUCUAAAAGGAAUCAAGGUUUGAGCCUUGAGGCUCAUCCAUGAAAUUCAGUUCAGUGUGAUUUAUGAUAGUACUUGAAUUUGAUAAUGAUGUCUUGAAAAAUAA
This is a messenger RNA of Gossypium raimondii (Peruvian cotton), 2792 nucleotides long. RefSeq lists its product as uncharacterized. The transcript is spliced from 7 exons. Lineage: Eukaryota; Viridiplantae; Streptophyta; Magnoliopsida; Malvales; Malvaceae. Bases 1387 to 2274 code for a protein of 295 amino acids. Gene Ontology annotation, molecular function: phosphatidylinositol transfer activity. The record is from RefSeq and is a predicted model, not a curated record.